This is a messenger RNA of Mirounga angustirostris (Northern elephant seal), 5971 nucleotides long. RefSeq names its product TIMP metallopeptidase inhibitor 4 (gene TIMP4). NCBI's taxonomy places the organism in Eukaryota, Metazoa, Chordata, Mammalia, Carnivora, Phocidae. Gene Ontology annotation, biological process: negative regulation of endopeptidase activity; negative regulation of membrane protein ectodomain proteolysis; response to cytokine. Gene Ontology annotation, cellular component: extracellular matrix. The transcript has 5 exons. Bases 482 to 1156 code for a protein of 224 amino acids. Gene Ontology annotation, molecular function: protease binding; metalloendopeptidase inhibitor activity. The record is from RefSeq and is a predicted model, not a curated record.
CUGUCACUGUCUCUUUUGCCUGUUGUAAUUCCGUCUGCCUCUCUCUGACUCUGCCUGUCUCACUUUCUGUUUGUGUCUCUCCUCACUCUUGUUCCUUCAGUGUGACUCACAGCCCAUCCUCUUUCUGCCCUCAUGCAUUUGUCUUUGUUGUGCUUUGUCUUUCUGCCUUGACACCAUCCUCUUUCCCCGGGCUUUCCAUCUACUUCUGUAAGGCUUAAUUGCUUGGGCAGGGCAACAGAGGCUAGCGGCCUCUCUCCUGGCUUCCCUCUUCCUUUUACUGAGCCUGCCAGUCAGGAGGGCUGCGGGUCCUGCAGCCGUGGGUGGCCUACAGCCAAAGGAGGGAGGAGCCCAUCCGGGCGGGAUUGGCCCUAAGUCCACCUCAAAAAGCCUGGGGCGAGGGGCGCAACGCGUUCUGGAUGAGCCCCGGAGGGCCGGUUUGGUCAGAGAGUCCCCGCAGGCUCAGUCGGGGCUUUGCAGUGUCAUGCCCCGGAGCCCCCGGACGGCGCCGAGCUGGGCGCUGUUGCUGCGGCUGCUGGCACUGCUGCGGCCACCGGGGAUGGCUGAGGCGUGCAGCUGCGCCCCUGCGCACCCCCAGCAGCACGUCUGCCACUCGGCGCUUGCCAUUCGGGCCAAAAUCUCCAGUGAGAAGGUAGUUCCUGCCAGUGCAGACCCUGCUGACACUCAAAAAAUGAUCCGGUAUGAAAUCAAACAGAUAAAGAUGUUUAAAGGGUUUGAGAAAGUCAAGGAUGUUCAGUAUAUCUAUACACCUUUUGAUUCCUCCCUCUGUGGUGUGAAACUAGAAGCUAACAGCCAGAAGCAAUAUCUCUUGACUGGUCAGAUCCUCAGUGAUGGAAAAGUCUUCAUCCAUCUGUGCAACUACAUCGAGCCUUGGGAGAACCUGUCCUUUUUGCAGAGAGAAAGUCUGAAUCACCACUACCAUCUGAACUGUGGCUGCCAAAUUACCACCUGCUAUACAGUUCCCUGUACCAUCUCAACCCCCAACGAGUGCCUCUGGACAGACUGGCUGUUGGAACGGAAGCUCUAUGGGUACCAGGCCCGGCAUUAUGUCUGCAUGAAGCAUGUUGAUGGCACCUGCAGCUGGUACCAGGGCCGCCUGCCCCUCAGGAAGGAGUUUGUUGACAUCAUCCAGCCCUAGUAGGGGCCAGUGACCAUCACAUUCUUUCAAGCAUCGUGAAGCCCAAGCCAGUUCUCCUUCCCUGUGGAGCUCUGGCUGUCACCACCUGCCUCAUCACUGCCAGUCAAUGGAAAGUACCAAGUGGAUGGUCUGGCUAGUGUUAGGAUAGGGAUGGGGCAUGUUAUAGCUUGUGUCCAAAUGCCAGCUCAACACCUGUCAAGGGCCAGGGAAAGUAACAUGACUUUUCUAGCCAGCCUUCAGCCCAUCUCCCCUGCCUCCCAAACCCUUUUAGUCUAGCUGAAACCUGUUAUUGAAAGUUUUGACUUUGGCUUAGUCUGUUUUCUAAAGCCAGAACUAUUCCUUUUUCUCCCCAGGAGAGUGUGUUUUCUCUUACCUUAACUGAUCUGAUAGGGGAGAAAGGGUGAUUAUUACACAUAUGAGAUACUAUAGCCUUGUGAUGUACAAUACCAGAAGGUGGAUUCACAGAAUCAGAAACAAGCUGAUUUGGAGGAAUGAAAAGAACAACCCACUAUGGCUGUAUGCCCUUUACUCAUGUCCCAACUCAUCCUAAUCCUCUCGUAUACUUUCAUCUGUUUGGGUAGACACUUGGGGAAUACAGAGUCACUCAAUGUGAGACCUGCAAUGACUUAACCUCCCUCCACAUUCUAUAAUCCCCUGUAUACCAUUCCUGGCAGAGGUUCUGGCCCAGUUAACAUACCUCUUUGGACAAGAAUAGACUUAGGUAUUGUCUCUCCAGGUUAACUAUCCUUAAUGCCCUCAACUGAUGUCCAUAAAGCUUCUCCUCUGUUUCUUUUAGAAAGUCAUUCUCUACUAGAUUACUGUCUUUAUUCCUAAUUCAGAAUUUUUUUUUUUAAGCCAAAAAAGCCUUUCUCUUGUAGAGAUGAAAUUCCCCUUUAGCUUUUGACACCUCAGAGAGAGGACAAUUGGGGGCAAAAGAUGGUAGAUGGGGAACAUAUUUUGCAACUGUUACAACUGUUUUCAGUGGUUAGCCCUGCUAGACUUUAUGGCAGGAAAAAAGCCAGCUUUGUUCCCUGUCUGCCCUAAAGUUCAGUCCCCUCAUCACUGUGUGUUAGACUCCCUGAGAACUCCAAGCACAGACCCCUUAGUGUUCCUUAGAUUCUGCAAGGCUUCCUGGCUUGCCCUGAAAGGGAAAGCCCUUAUGUUCAUCUCAAGGAUUUAUAAGGAUGAGGUCUUAAAGUUCCAGAGCCUCUCCCUGGCAAAGAUGAAGGAGGUAGUUCUUUUCAAGUCCCAAGGUUACUAUUCAUCUUUUUUGUGUGGUUUGCUAAUAAGCAGGGCCAUGCCUUAUAUGCCAAAUGAAAGUUCUUGAUUCACAGAAAUGGUUCAAAUGGAGAUCCCUUUUGGAGUAGGGAGUGGGAGGGGGAACAAACAUGAUCUCUGUCCCACAGUACAACACUGGAAUGCUAUGACAGAGAGUCUCCAUUGGUGGAUUAAGCAGGAUCACCAACUGACCAAGCAGGCCUGGGGCAGAGGAUGUAGGGUCAGAGAGGAAGAAGGGAAUUGAGCUAGACGUUGUCAUAAAGGAAAAACAUUAGCUGUAGCCUCUGCACCAACCAACCAUGCCAUCUCUCUGCUCCUUCUGACAUCCUAGCAUGGCCUCAGAGAAGGCUAGUGUUAACCCAGUCUUACCGCAAUCUUGAGGAAACCAAAGGAAUGGAAGGGGCUGGUGAAUAAUUAUAGGAACAACACCUUAGUCUGAGGAGUGCUUCACACUCUUCCAGAAGGCUAUUACUUAAUCUCACUUACAUUUUAUAAGUACCAUAUUAGAUAUCCUGGUCAGGAAUAAUUAUGCCCAUUUAAAUUUCCUAUUGAAAAACUCACUCACCGGGCAUCUAACUAGUCCAGUGACAUGUGGCAGGGCCAGGGCUAGAACCCAAAACAGUAGGAUCUUCUGACUGUUGAUCCAUAGAUUUGUUACUUUCUCAACUUGAUAAAAUGCCCUUGUUUCUGCUCUUCCCUAUUUGGUCAGCAGACUUUGUAGACAAGGGGUUAUCAAUUAAAAUUCAGCUGCUCUAGCCCCACAAAGCAGGUCCACAGUUCAAUCCCAACAGAGUCUCUGGGGUUGAAAUGCUGAGGCCCUCUUUAGGGCUCCAUAAUCACCAUGUGGCUCAGAAUGUAAACAGCAGAGGAACUAAAGUCCCCACUCGAUCACUUACCAUCUCUUUAUGGUUGGGGUAGUAUGUCUGCUCAAUGAGUGGGAACUUUUCUCCUCCCAAUGUCUUGUAGAUGGCCACCAGCUGGGCAAACUGCAAAAGAGAAGUGAAUGUUUCAGCUUAUCUAGACACUGCAACAGACAGACAAACAUCAGUCUACCAAACAAAUAUUUAUUGAGCAUUUGCUCUGUUUGGGACUUUGUACAAAACACCAAGGAUAUAAAAGAGGUGUACAAUUCUUAUUUUUAAAGAACGCAUGUGUUAGUUGGGGAAGGGAGAGCGAAGGCACUAACAUUCAUUCAGUACCUAUACAAUUUUAAUGAUAUUUCAUUCAUUCCUCAUAUCAAAUUGAUAAACUAGGUAUUUUAUCAUCUUUAUUUUACACAUGAGGCUCAGAGACAGUAGAAAAGGUGCCUGAAGUCACAGACCUGCAAAGAGGUGAAGCUGGGAUUGAAAUUUGGAUCUCUAACCUUAAACACUUGUAUCUCUAAAGAUGACAAUUGAUAAAGCUAGAUAGGUAAUAUGGGGACAAGUCUUGAAAGUUCAAAUGCUAAGAAAGGAAUGGUAACUGUUUUCUGCAGGCAGUAUGGAGUCAUAAGAAUUUGAGCAGGGGUCAUGAAUAAAGCUGUUCUUUAGGAAGAUUUUGAUGCUCAUGUUAUGCAGGAUAGAUAGACCUAGUCUCUCUAGGACUUACUACUCAUCUAAGAACUGAAAUCACUAGAUCCUUCACCUAGGAGAAUCCAGAACAACUCUAUGAAGAAGAGGUAAGAGGUGAGGUACACAUACUUACAGUGUGAGGGUUGAAAAGUGUUUGGCAAACAUCUAGCACCCCCUGGAGUCCCCUGCCCCCACAUUUUAUAAGUGAAGAAACUGAAGCCCAGAGGGAUCACUUGCCCAAGGUCGUAUCAUAGUUGAGCUGGAUUCAUAGCCAGGCCCCUUUAUUUCCAAUCUGUAACUCUUCCUGCUCCUUCACAUGGCUGCCUUUCAGACUCUGCAGAGACCAUGCUCUUCCCGUAGGAAACACACAGGACUUUUCUGCUCAAUCCAUUCAAACACACACCCACCCACACACCUAUCUCCAGUGCACUGGCAACAGGGGUAAUCCAGCAUCUUCCCUCUAGUGCUACUUAGGUUAGUUUACACUCUAAAUCACUGAUAUCUGGAACUGCUAGAAGGAAAAGUUGCCAGGUCAAUUGCCUUCUAUUUAUCAGAGAAAGGAAAGCUAACAUUUUUCAAAAGCUCAGGUCCUAUUCUCUAUAAGAGAUGUUGGUAGAUGAGACAAUGGGACAGGGAGGUAUGCGGAGAGGAGUAGAAACUUAGAACUGGGCUGUUGGAAGACUGGGUUAGAGUCUUCUGGUUCUUGUUCUGCUUUUAACUCGCUAGGUGUCCUUGAGCAAAUGAUUUCUCCACUCCAGGCCUCAUUUUCUUCAUAUAUAAAAUGAAAGGAGUGAAUUUGAUCAGUUCCUCAAAAUUUUUACCAUAAAGGAACAUCAUUUUAUUAUAUUUCCUCCCAAACUCCAUUAUCAAACUCUAGUUUAAGUGAUCAUAUAUUGUGAUCCUUUUGUUGGCAAGGAUAGAAUUUUAUUAUUUUUGAAAUGCUGGAAAAUGUUGGAAUUUCUGGGUCACUCCCCUUUGUGACACAGCUGGUGACUGUAGAUCUUGAAGGCCUCCUCCAGAACUGAAAGUAUGAAUCCGGGACUCUCAAGCCCUCAAGGUUUUGUUAUUGAAAGAGACUUUUAGAGAGUCUCUAGACCAGACAUCUCAUUUUACACAUGAGGAUACUGAGGCUAGAGAAGCAAAGGAAAGCAUAGGUUCCCAGAUCAUGCCUGGAAUUGGGAACUGCACUAGGACAGCAGCCAGGUAGGUCUCCCUGCCCAUUGCAUGCUCCACUGUACCCUGCUGUCCUCGCUAUUUGGUUUUUCAACUUGCUUUGACUGUCAAGAUCAACCCCUCAGACUUUUCUUGCCCUCUCUGAUUCUCUCCAUCACUCCAUCUGACCUUUAAGUCCUGCCUGCCCACCUGGGCUGGCCUGGAUUCCUUUUCUGCCCCUGGAUACCUGCCUGAGCUCCCAAGAUUCUCCAGCAUCGCCGGCGAGCUCAUGCCAGCUCUGCCUAACAACCUCUGUCCUGCUGCAGCCCACGCCCUGGCAUGGCACCAAGGCAUGUGGGGCCUUAUCUUUCCAGCAUGUGGGAGAGUUACACAGACACCACAGCGAUGCCAGGAAGGCCCACGGCAAAAUCCCAGAGUCCUGGGACAACAAGACUAAAAUGGCAGCCAGUUCCCAGGCACUAGUUAGGUCCCUGGGAGCUCACCCUACCCUCCUCCACUUUAUCUCCAGCAGUCCCUAUCUGCUCAAGGUACUUAGCUUGGCAUCUAACCCCUGCCUCCUUGGAAACUUAGCACAAGCACACAGUUACCAAUUAAACAAAUGUAAUAUCUGAUAAGGGUUAUUUCCUGUAUGCAUAGACAAAAGAAUGGAUUUAGGAGCUAGGGGUGGUGUUGGCAAUGAAUAGGAAGAAUAUGUUCAUUAUCACCACUUCUUCAGUGAAUCGGGAAAGACUUCUUGGAAGAAAUGAGAUUUCAGGAUCAGUCUGAGUUUAAUAUGUUAUCCUUAGCCCUCCUGGAAAUAAAUGCUUUAAUUCAA